Fundulus heteroclitus (mummichog) is the source of this 1464-nucleotide messenger RNA. RefSeq names its product C-C chemokine receptor type 5. The record is from RefSeq and is a predicted model, not a curated record. The transcript has 3 exons. Lineage: Eukaryota; Metazoa; Chordata; Actinopteri; Cyprinodontiformes; Fundulidae. Bases 118 to 1125 code for a protein of 335 amino acids. Gene Ontology annotation, cellular component: membrane. Gene Ontology annotation, molecular function: chemokine receptor activity. Gene Ontology annotation, biological process: chemotaxis; G protein-coupled receptor signaling pathway; immune response.
CAAGCUCAGAGUCUCUUUUCUCCAACUGUCUUUUGUGUUUAUAACCCGACUCGCUUUGGCUAACGCACACAGACGCAAAGCUCAAAGUUCCUGUCAGACAAGCGAUUUUGCCUAAAGAUGACACCAACAACCUCUGGUUAUAGUUCCAAGAAUACAACAGAUAAAGAAGUUGGACCAUGUAACAGGGAAGGCGAUAACAGCGUGGGAGCACAUCUGUCUGUCCUUUACUACUUUAUGUUUGUUUUCAGCGCUGUUAUCAACGUGUUGGUUCUGGCUAUCCUCCGUCGAUUUGAGAAGCUAAGCACUGUGGUCAACAUCUUGCUGGUGAACCUGGUGGUGUCCUCCAUGAUCUUCAUGAGCAGCCUUCCUUUUGUGGCAUACUACAUGCAGUUCGAGUGGAAAUUUGGCUCAGUUAUGUGCAAAAUUGUCUUCAGUGUAUAUUUCCUUGGCUUUUACAGUUCUGUCUUUUUUUUAACUAUGCUCACGAUUGAUCGUUACUUUGCUAUAGUGCAUUUAAUGUCUGCACGACAUGGAAGGAGUCGAUGCUAUGCUAUCAUAUCAUGUACAGUGGUGUGGCUGAUAAGUGGUUUGGCUUGCAUUAAGCCAAUGCUCCUCCGCAACACUUACAAGCAUUUUGGGCAUAUGUACUGUGAGAAUACUGAGAACCUCACUAAUGUUAACGUAAAAAUGCUCCAAAAAUAUGGAUUUUAUGUACAGGUUUUUGUAUUCUUGAUUCUCCCUCUGGCUGUCAUUUGUUUUUGUUAUGUUAGGAUUAUAAUCACCAUCAGAUCAUCAAGAGUAGCUAACUUCAAGGCAGUCAGGGUAAUAUCAGUCAUUGUAGUGUUGUUCUUCAUUUGUUGGAUACCUUUUAACAUUGUAGAACUCCUGCAUGAUGGAUACAAACCGUGUUGGGAACAAAAGAGACUUGGUUAUGCUCUUCAAAUCACCCGUACUAUGGCAUACUUUUACUUUUGCAUCAGCCCCAUCUUUUAUACAUUUGUGGGGGAAACAUUCCAGGACCAAUUCAAAAAGCUGCUGGUGAAAUGUUUUCCAUGCUUAAGGAAGUACAUUUCUCAUAAUUUAGACAACAAAACAGCGGAACCUGAACUUAGCCUUAGGAGGUGAGGCUUCCACAGGGAGGGGCAACAUGUAUCUUUGGCUUGUGUACUCUUGAAUUUUUUUUCUGCCAUUCAUAAUGAAGUGCAUUAAUGUGAUUUAACACCAUGUGUAACUAUUGAUAUGUCUGGAUAUAGCUUGUGCUUCUAAUAUAAUUUGCUCCUGUACAUAAAUGUUAUAAUGGGAAAUUUCCUUGUCUGCUUCAAAAUUUAAACCUUGUGCAAAACAUAUCACUUUUAACAGAAUGGCAUGUAUAGUCUACAGCCUAUGUUUGCAGAGAUGUAAGGUUAAUCAGCGUUCAGUUUAUCAGUGUGUGCCUAUAUGGUCAUAAAGCAUUCUAGAAUUAUA